Messenger RNA from Miniopterus natalensis, 1220 nucleotides. RefSeq names its product transmembrane p24 trafficking protein 5 (gene TMED5). The record is from RefSeq and is a predicted model, not a curated record. Lineage: Eukaryota; Metazoa; Chordata; Mammalia; Chiroptera; Miniopteridae.
GCCCUCUCAGUUCUUACGCUUGCGAGGCCGGUGUAUCGCUCUAGGAGGGAGUGUUUGCCGCCGCCGCGGCCGCCACCUGGAGUUUCUCAGCCUCCAGGUUUCCCUCCCAACCACGAGGAGUCCAGGAGGGAAAAGCGGAGCCUGCGUGCCAAGAACCCGCACCUCCCACGCCUUUUCCAGCCGGAGAUCGCCCCGGCAGGGAUGGGCGACAAGAUCUGGCUGCCCUUGCCGGUGCUGCUCCUGGCCGCUCUGCCCUCAGCGCUGCUGCCGGGGGUGGCGGGCUUCACGCACUCCUUGGACAGCGACUUCACGUUUACCCUUCCGGCCGGCCGUAAGGAGUGUUUCUACCAGCCCAUGCCCCUGAAGGCCUCGCUGGAGAUCGAGUAUCAAGUUUUAGAUGGAGCAGGAUUAGAUAUUGACUUCUCUCUUACUUCUCCAGAAGGAAGAACUUUAGUUUCUGAAGAAAGAAAAUCAGAUGGAGUUCACACGGUAGAGACGGAAGUAGGUGACUACAUGUUCUGCUUUGAUAAUACAUUCAGCACAAUUUCUGAGAAGGUGAUUUUCUUUGAGUUAAUCCUGGAUAAUAUGGGAGAACAGGAGCAAGAACAAGAAGACUGGAAGAAAUAUAUUACUGGCACGGAUAUGUUGGAUAUGAAACUGGAAGACAUCCUGGAAUCCAUCAACAGUAUCAAGUCCAGGCUAAGCAAAAGUGGUCAUAUCCAAACUCUGCUUAGAGCAUUUGAAGCUCGUGAUCGAAAUAUACAAGAAAGCAACUUUGAUAGAGUCAACUUCUGGUCUCUGGUUAAUUUAGUGGUAAUGGUGGUGGUAUCAGCCAUUCAAGUUUAUAUGCUGAAAAGUCUAUUUGAAGAUAAGAGAAAAAGUAGAACUUAAAAUUCCAUAUCAGAGUACUUAAUAAUAUUGAAAAAGACAGAAAAAUGCAGUAAACUGUUGUUACAGUCAAGACCAUUAAUAGUAUUUUCCAAAAUUUCUUAGUUAUUACCAUAAGUGUGAAACAAUUAUAAUUUUAAUGUGAAAGAAGUCUUCAUUUUCAUCUGUACAAGUAAUCUUAUGCUCCAGUUGUACUGAAGUGUAUAACAAAUAUUUUGUAGAUUAUAGGUAUAAUUGAAUGAAGCCAUACUAAUAAUGGCAUUUUCCUAAGUUUAAAAAAAAAUUUGCAAAUAUGCCAUAGGUGAUUUAAAUAAACGAACUACGGGCCUAAA